GCAAUCCGAGAGCAAGAAUAUUAGACCACUAAAAUAGCAGCCCACAAUAACUUUAAAAAUAACAGCCCAAGUUAACCCUAUCGAGACCAGCCCAUAUGGAUCCUUGACAGCAGAGCUCACAAUCGUUCUUCGUGUACCCCCAGAGUCAAAGCCCUAACAAAAGUCAAAAACCCUUUCCAGCUUCUGUGUCAAAUCUGAAACACAAGCAUUUUGCUGUCUGAAAUGGCCGCCAAUAAACCUAGCAGAAGCUUGCUUUCUCUGCUUCAAAAACGUUUUCUAUUAACAUUUUCUGCAGCACUUUCUCCUCCUACAGCUCAAUUGCCCACCAGUAGCUCUUCUUCUUCAUCGUCGUCCUUUACAGUUCAUUUCCUUGUGAAUUCUUGCGGGCUCACUUCAAAAUCUGCUCUUUCAGUUUCCAAGAAGUUCCAAAUCCGUGAAAAAAACCUCCAAAACCCUCAAUCCGUACUCCAGUUCUUGAAAGCUCAUGACUUUAGCGAAACCCAUAUUUCCAAAUUGAUUGAAAAGCGACCCAAGAUUCUCCUGCGCAGAAUAGAAGACAAUCUGAAAGCCAAGUUUGACUUCUUUAUCGAAAAUGGUUUUGCGGGUCAGCUUCUGCCCCAACUUAUUUUAUCAAAUCCGGUGAUUUUGGAAAGGGCCUUAGAUUCCCAUAUUAAACCAUCUCUUCUGUACUUUAAGUCUAUUCUCGGUACCAGCGAGAAAGUUAUUGCAGCUUCCAAACGUUCUGUGUUUUUGUUGACUUGUGAUUGGAACAGUAUCGUGCAACCAAAUGUUGAUUUCUUGAUUAAAGAGGGAGUGCCUGUUGAUAGGAUUGCAAAGUUGUUUCUGUUUCACCCACAGGUUGUGCAACGGAAGCAUGAUAGGAUGGUUUAUGCAGUGAAUACUGUCAAGGAUUUGGGACUUGAACCGGAGGUUUCUAUUUUUAUAUAUGCUCUGACUACCAUGAUGCAAUCGAGCGAGUCCACUUUGAAGAAGAAAGUUGAAGUGUUGAAGAGUUUGGGGUGGACGGAGGAGGAGAUUUUCCGGGCUUUUAAGCAAGACCCUGCUAUUUUGCGAUUUUCAGAGGAAAAGAUCAGGGGUGUGAUGGAUUUCUUGGUGAAUACUGUGGGAUUGAGGCCACAAACUAUUAUUGCAAACCCUUUGUUUCUUCAUUACUCAAUUAACAAAAGGCUUCGACCAAGGUAUAAUGUUUUGAAGGCUUUGGAGUCAAAGAAGCUCUUUGAUGAGGGCAUAAGCAUUGGGUCGGUGCUAAAAAUGAGCGAGAAGAAUUUCAUGAAGAAUUAUGUUUCCAAGUAUGUACAUAGUGUCCCCGGUAUAUUGGACACAUAUAAGGGUAUCAGCAAGCCUAUAAAGAUGGAUACUUGAUGGAAAAAGAUGCACGUUUACCUUGCACUGCAAAUUUAAGACUACAAAUAUAAGCUUGCCUUUCCAGUUGAAAUAAACAAGCCCUUCUCCAAAUCCACACUUCUUCUGAAGAAAGAUUUUGUGAGCUGUAAACUAUGUAUUGGUUGGAUAGCUGUGCUUGGCUGGCCAGGAGAGAAUGUUGAAGAAGAGGAAUUUUAAUGAAGAGUUUAGAGGGGGAUAAAGCUGUGCUUGGCUGGCCAGGAGAGAAUGUUGAAGAAGAGCAAUUUUAAUGAAGAGUUUGAAGGGGGAUAAAGUUGUGUAGCUUGCUCAGUGGUGACAGGACUUGAUGAAAUGAUGAGCAUCUCAUGGUUCAGGUUUCUUUUAUUCAUUGAAAGUGUUGCGGAUAAGAAAGAAACAUCUCGUGGUUCAGGUUUCUUUUAUUCAUUGAAAUUGUUGCGGAUAAGAAAGAAAAGGCAGAGGGGGUAAAAAUAAUUGGAGGGGAUACUUUAAUUUAGGGUUUGGACCUCUGGGUCUGGCUUUGUAGGUUGGGUUCACUAACAGCACUUGGUUCUGAGGGGAAGAAAUUAUAUAGCCUCAGCCCUAUCCAUUCUAUAUUUUACUGAACAGGCAGGCCUAUGGCAAAGAUGCAUGUUUCAUAUCAAUUAGUUGUGGUGGGUCGAGUACAUCAAUUUUCUUCAGGAA
Molecule: messenger RNA, 2064 nt
Organism: Populus euphratica (Euphrates poplar)
Lineage: Eukaryota; Viridiplantae; Streptophyta; Magnoliopsida; Malpighiales; Salicaceae
Exons: 2
Coding region: 223-1383 (386 amino acids)
Biological process (GO): regulation of DNA-templated transcription
Molecular function (GO): double-stranded DNA binding
Source: RefSeq, a predicted model, not a curated record